Molecule: messenger RNA, 645 nt
Organism: Enterobius vermicularis (human pinworm)
Lineage: Eukaryota; Metazoa; Nematoda; Chromadorea; Rhabditida; Oxyuridae
Source: the annotation of a GenBank genome assembly
AUGGGGAGAACAAAGGAAGCUGGCUCUUUCGCUCAUAAAAGGUCAAAAGGAAAAGAUCGAGGAGGUUCAGUUGUUAAAACGGGUUUUGAUGGUCCCCUACAGGCUCCUUGUAGAAAGACAGUAUCCAUUUUCAAGCAACCAGUUACUUUAGUACACACCACGAGAAGAGAAACAAAAAGCACAUCUGCUGAGCAGCUGCGACGAGGUACUCGUGGAGGCCGUUUAAGAAAUGAAAAGCCACAUCAGUUGUUUUGGGCAAAAGCCCUGGAGGGUUUGCAAGCAAUGGUUCCCGUACGUGUAUAUGACCGUUUAAAUGUGGACGAUAAUGAGUAUAUACCACAAAAUUUAAAUCUGGCUGGGAAAAUGGAACCUGCUUGCAGUCUUCUUGGUAACAGUGCUUCUGCAGCUACAGUUUGUGCUGCGAUCCAUGCGCACCAGUCAGUUGACGCCAUUUUAAGGAAUCCAAUAACUGGACAGGCCUCAACAGCGAAACAGUUUGACGCUAAUCCAGCGAUCAGUACGAAUGUUGACCAACCAUUCGUGCAGGUUUUAUCAGUCAGUGAUCAAGACAUGCAGACUCAAGAAAGGCGAGUACUGGAUCUACGGAAAAGAUUGCAAGAGGCACGGAAGCAUUUCCAUGUAUAG